UCAACUUCAAAUGAAUACAAACAAUACCCAUUCUGGCUUGGUGGGAUGGCAGCUUCAAUGGCAGCGAUUUGUACACAUCCAUUAGAUGUAGCUAAAGUACGAAUGCAAACCGGACCAUCAAGAUCAAUGAUUAAAACACUUUUUGUAGCCAUCAAAUCAGAUGGAAUCAUCAAAGGAGCAUAUACAGGUUUAUCAGCUUCAUUAUUGAGACAAAUGACAUAUUCAUUAACCAGAUUUGGAAUUUAUGAUUCCAUCAAAACUUUAAUUAGUUUACAAAACUCAUCAUCAUCAUCAUCAAAUCCAGCGAAAAAAAGAAUAUCUUCUACUGAAAUGGUUUUAGCUGCUAGUUUGGCUGGUGCGAUAGGUGGGUUUGCUGGAAAUCCUGCUGAUGUGAUCUUAGUGAGGAUGACAGGGGAUAUUAAUUAUCCGAUUCAUCAACGUAAACUUUAUAGAAAUUGCUUUGAUGGAUUGUUUCGGAUGAUUAGAGAAGAAGGAAUUGAAAGUUUAGCUAGAGGUUUGGGUCCGAAUAUAUCUAGAGCGAUUUUAAUGAAUGCAAGUCAAUUAGCUACUUAUGAUAGUUUCAAAUGUACUUUACUUAAUACUAGAUUUUUCGAUGAAGGGCUUUAUUUGCAUUUUUGUGCUAGUUCAAUGGCUGGAGCUGUAGCUACUACGAUUUGUUCACCAUUUGAUGUUGUCAAAUCACGAAUAAUGAAUACCACAUCAAAAAGUACUACAGUUAUAAGUGUGAUUAAAGAAUCAUUUAAAAAUGAAGGAAUCGGUUGGAUCUUUAGAGGAUGGACACCUGCGUUUAUAAGACUUGGACCUAAUACAGUGUAA
This is a messenger RNA of Melampsora larici-populina 98AG31, 837 nucleotides long. RefSeq lists its product as uncharacterized. The transcript has 7 exons. Lineage: Eukaryota; Fungi; Basidiomycota; Pucciniomycetes; Pucciniales; Melampsoraceae. Gene Ontology annotation, molecular function: thiosulfate transmembrane transporter activity; sulfate transmembrane transporter activity; antiporter activity. The record is from RefSeq and is a predicted model, not a curated record. Gene Ontology annotation, biological process: malate transmembrane transport; oxaloacetate transport; phosphate ion transmembrane transport. The annotation marks the transcript as partial.